Messenger RNA from Balearica regulorum gibbericeps (East African grey crowned-crane), 288 nucleotides. NCBI's taxonomy places the organism in Eukaryota, Metazoa, Chordata, Aves, Gruiformes, Gruidae. The record is from RefSeq and is a predicted model, not a curated record.
UUCUGGCAUAAAGCAUGUUUCCACUGCGAGACCUGCAAGAUGACCCUAAACAUGAAAAACUACAAGGGCUACGAGAAGAAGCCGUAUUGCAAUGCACACUACCCGAAGCAGUCCUUCACCAUGGUGGCAGACACUCCUGAGAACCUGCGUCUAAAGCAGCAGAGCGAGCUUCAGAGCCAGAUUCGCUACAAGGAGGAGUUUGAGAAGAACAAGGGGAAAGGCUUCAGCGUCGUGGCUGACACCCCGGAGCUGCAGAGAAUCAAAAAGACUCAGGAUCAGAUCAGCAAC